Apodemus sylvaticus (European woodmouse) is the source of this 1839-nucleotide messenger RNA. RefSeq names its product keratinocyte proline-rich protein. The record is from RefSeq and is a predicted model, not a curated record. The transcript is spliced from 2 exons. The coding region runs from base 61 to 1677 and encodes 538 amino acids. NCBI's taxonomy places the organism in Eukaryota, Metazoa, Chordata, Mammalia, Rodentia, Muridae.
UGGGGUCAGACCCAACACCAGCUACUUAGUCAUGUUGGACCAUACUACUUUCUUAUCUCCAUGGUGGUUGCAGAGACCCACACACACUGUCCAGGUCCACAUCCAAACCCCACACACUGUCCAAGUCUGCAUCCAAACCCCACACACUGCCCAAGUCUGCAUCCAAACACCACGCACUGUCCAGGUCCACAUCCAAAACCCCACGCACUGUCCAGGUCCACAUCCAAAACCCCACGCACUGUCCAGGUCCACAUCCAAAACCCCACACACUGUCCAGGUCCAUAUCCAAACCCCACGCACUGUCCAGGUCCAUAUCCAAACCCCACGCACUGUCCAGGUCCAUAUCCAAGCCCCACGCACUGUCCAGGACCAUAUCCAAACCCCACACACUGUCCAGGUCCAUAUCCAAACCCCAUGCACUGUCUAGAUCCACAUCCAAACCCCAUACACUGUCCAGGUCCAUAUCCAAAUCCCACACACUGUUCAGUUCCACAUCCAAACCCCACACAUUGUCCAGGUCCACAUCCAAACCCCACGCACUGUCCAGGUCCAUAUCCAAACCCCACGCACUGUCCAGGUUCAUAUCCAAGCCUCAUGCACUGUCCAGGUCCACAUCCAAAACCCCACGCACUGUCCAGGUCCACAUCCAAACCCCAAGCACUGUCCAAGUCCACAUCCAAACCCCACACACUGUCCAGGUCCAUAUCUAAGCCCCAUGCACUGUCCAGGUCCACUUCCAAAACCCCACACACUGUCCAGGUCCAUAUCCAAACCCCACGCACUGUCCAGGUCCACAUCCAAAACCCCACCCACUGUCCAGGUCCACAUCCAAAACCCCACACACUGUCCAGGUCCAUAUCCAAGCCCCACACACUGUCCAGGUCCACAUCCAAAACCCCAUGCACUGUCCAGGUCCACAUCCAAAACCCCACACACUAUCCAGGUCCAUAUUCAAGCCCCAUGCACUGUCCAGGUCCACAUCCAAAACCCCAUGCACUGUCCAGGUCCACAUCCAAAACCCCAUGCACUGUCCAGGUCCACAUCCAAAACCCCAUGCACUGUCCAGGUCCACAUCCAAAACCCCAUGCACUGUCCAGGUCCAUAUCCAAGCCCCAUGCACUGUCCAGGUCCACAUCCAAAACCCCAUGCACUGUCCAGGUCCAUAUCCAAAACCCCACGCACUGUCCAGGUCCACAUCCAAAACCCCACACACUAUCCAGGUUCAUAUUCAAGCCCCAUGCACUGUCCAGGUCCAUAUCCAAAACCCCACACACUGUCCAGGUCCACAUCCAAAACCCCAUGCACUGUCCAGGUCCACAUCCAAAACCCCAUGCACUGUCCAGGUCCAUAUCUAAGCCCCAUGCACUGUCCAGGUCCACAUCCAAAACCCCAUGCACUGUCCAGGUCCACAUCCAAAACCCCACACAUUGUCCAGGUCCACAUCCAAAACCCCAUGCACUGUCCAGGUCCAUAUCCAAAACCCCACACAUUGUCCAGGUCCACAUCCAAAACCCCAUGCACUGUCCAGGUCCAUAUCCAAAGCUCCUUUUGCAGCUCACACAUCAUAGCCACACUCACACUCACACUCACCAGGGCUGCUGCUUGGUUUGGGGUGGUGUGCUUCUUGGUUCGGGUGGUGCUCUGCAGGCCAAGGUGACGGGUGCGAUUUCUGUGUGAGACAAUUCCAUUGACCAUGUCCCUCAAUCACAGAUAGCACCCCUCACCUUGAGCCCAUUGUCACAGGUGGCAAAUGGUGCUGGCGCUUCAGGAACUUCAUCGUGGUCUUCAGAAGAGGUUACAGAGGCAGGAAGUGAGGGGUAUGUUUGCAAGAUGCACAGU